This is a messenger RNA of Rhodamnia argentea, 2047 nucleotides long. Its product is annotated as DNA-directed primase/polymerase protein. Bases 170 to 1999 code for a protein of 609 amino acids. The record is from RefSeq and is a predicted model, not a curated record. Lineage: Eukaryota; Viridiplantae; Streptophyta; Magnoliopsida; Myrtales; Myrtaceae. Gene Ontology annotation, biological process: mitochondrial DNA replication; error-prone translesion synthesis; replication fork processing. Gene Ontology annotation, molecular function: chromatin binding; DNA-directed DNA polymerase activity. The transcript is spliced from 14 exons. Gene Ontology annotation, cellular component: mitochondrial matrix; nucleus.
CUUCGUAAAAUCAAUCCCGCGUUCUCCUCUACCUUCUGCUCUUUCGCUCUGGGGGAUAGAGGAGAGAAAAACCAAGAGAAGCUUCUGGAAGAAGAUCGCUCACCGGAACGUCUCCAAUGUAAGCGCCACCAAAGUUUCCUCUCGUUCGAAAAGCUCGAAGUCUCUCUCCAUGGACGACGUCGACAGAUUGUUCAAGUGCUUCAAGUGCGGCAUCUCUCCUCCCGAAUCGGCCGUGAGAGAGAGGAAGAGAGUUAAAAGGAAAUGGCAGGAGGGGAGCUCAGUACAUGAAGGCUCCACAUCGAGCGCUCUCAGUCCAGGAUCAUCAGGACAGAGGCAUGAUGAGGCAACGGACGUACAGCUUUGUGGCGAGAAAGUAUGGGACCUUGGUUCAGCAACAAUUAGAGCACACAAGUUCAGCCAAAGGAGGAGAGGGUUGCAUAUUUCUCCAGUGGUGUUCUACGGGUCUCCUAAUGGCGUGCCUCCAAAAAGACCAUCUAGUUUGCUGCGAUUGCUGAAUGAGAUACGGGUUGAUCUUGCUGCACAAAAUUCAUCAAAGCUAAGGUCCUUGAAGGAAAUAUGGACCACAUUCCCAAGGCAAGAAGAAGCAAUGAAGUUUGCUAAGGCUCAUCCUCAGGUUCAUGUGUUCAGUUACCAAGACCAUUGCAAUGGCCAGAGAAGAUUUCUUGUAUCUUCUUACCAGGAAUUCUGGAAGAGGUACAAUACUAUGGAUCCAAAGUUGCGCCACCAUUAUGAAGUAAUUCAGGAGGGUCUUCCUUGUCACUUAUACUUUGAUUUGGAGUUCAAUAAGAGGGAAAAUGCUGACAAAAAUGGAGACGAGAUGGUUGAUCUUCUGAUAUUAGUUGUUUUGGAGGUGUUGCUUGACAAGUACUCAAUCCAAGGAAACGAGGAAUGGGUAGUUGAGCUCGAUUCUUCAACUGAAGAAAAAUUUUCUCGUCAUUUGAUUCUGAGGAUACCAAUGACUGCUUUUAAGGACAACUCUCAUGUGGGUGCAUUUGUUUCGGAGGUAUGCUUGCGGAUUUCUAGUGCAAGGGAGACAGACAAAAGGUAUGAAAUGUUGUUUGUCAAGAAAGAUUCCAGCACAUCAACAUGUCAAAUUUUUGUGGACACUGCUGUCUAUUCAAGGAAUCGAUGCUUUCGUUUGGCUCUGUCGUCCAAGGCAGGCAAGAGUUCUGUCCUUCUGCCGACUGGGCGUUACAAAUGCAAGGACAUGUCUGAGGAAGACAUGUUCGUGGCUUCUUUGAUCUGCAAUAUGGAUGUUGAUUGUCAGAAGCUCUUGGUCUGCAAAAUGGAGUUAGAUUGUGCAAAGACACUUCAGUUCGAGACCGAGAUGAAUGGUGACUUUGGAAGAUACAGUCUUACUUCGCAAGAGCUUAAUUUCAACUCUUUCCCUAGUAAUAGUUCGGAGAAUUACUUCCCUGGCAAGUCGCCUUUUCCAAUGUUGGACAAAUUCAUAGAAUCUGUGGCCUCAAUUGGAACUGUAUCAGGUAAAAUUCGAAGCUGGUACUGGUUCUCAGUGCAUGGACUCAUGGUUUACGGCAUGUCAAGGAACAGGUUCUGUGAGCGGAUAGGCAGAGAGCAUAAAAGCAAUCACGUUAUCUACGUUGUUGAUCUGAAUUGGGCUGCAUAUUACCAGAAAUGUCAUGAUCCUGAUUGCAAAGGUUACCGCUCUCCCUUGCGUCCAAUCCCAGAGGAUAUUGUGCCUGAUCUAUCAGCAUUCUUUGAUUCGGUGCAGAUGGUUAAUCCUCCUAAUGUAACAAAUAAUGUGCUUGACAAUGAUGAAAAUACAGCGAAUUGCUCCCCUGUGGAUGCUUGGUGGCUCGAAGCCAUAAGGGUCUCAAAUGCUAUAGAAAACAAACAGGUCAUGGAGGACGACAACAAGGAGAACAAUUUUGUGGAUGAAGACGAGGACUGGUGGGUGGAUAUAGAAACGGAUAUACCUCAGGUUGAGCUUGAGCUUAACCAUUUCAGUGGAUCAUAGUUGCAAUUAUGCAGGAGGAAAUUCGGUCCUGCUUUGUUCUACUGCUUG